AAUUUAAAUUCAAUUAAUAAAUGUAUAAAUUAACAUGUGUUUUUACUUUAAGUUUUUAACACUCAGCUUCACUACAGUUAGAAAUUUACAGGAAAUCAAUAUCAGGUAAGUAGGGGGUCUACCCAACACGGAAAAACAUGGCAAUGGGUCUACGACACAAAAAAGUUUGGAGAACUCUGCCCUAGACUGUCCUAGACGUCGAGAGUGUAGGAUUUACCGCCUUCCGGCCCAAUCUGGCAACGCAGCAACUUUUCUGCGAUAAGUUUGUUUGGUGUACUCGCGGCGCUCCCGCCGCUACUGUCAUUUCCCAAGAUUCCUGCGAUCCCCGGUAUUUCCAAGGUGACCUUUAUCAACACAAAUAGCGGGUAGACGGCAUCAGACGACUCGUCCGUAUUUUCAGUUCCUCAGAAAAUUUCAGAAUGUCCAGACCGCAAUCAGACACCGAGAAAAGGAAACAGAUCAGUGUUCGCGGUAUCGCAGAAAUCUCAGAUGUGAACGAAAUCAAGAAAACCUUCAACCGGCAUCUGCACUACACCUUGGUCAAAGACAGGAAUGUAGCCACAGCGAGGGAUUACUAUUUCGCCUUGGCGCACACCGUCAAGGACCAUUUGGUCUCGAGAUGGAUCAGAACGCAGCAAUAUUAUUACGAGAAAGAUCCCAAGAGGGUCUAUUACCUGUCCCUCGAGUUCUACAUGGGCAGGUCCCUACAGAAUACGAUGAUCAACCUUGGUAUCCAAAGCUCUGUAGAUGAAGCUCUCUAUCAGUUAGGUCUAGAUAUUGAAGAACUAGAAGAGCUAGAAGAGGAUGCUGGUCUAGGAAACGGUGGACUGGGAAGGCUUGCCGCCUGUUUCUUAGAUUCGAUGGCUACUUUAGGAAUGGCGGCCUACGGUUACGGGAUCCGUUACGAAUACGGCAUCUUCGCGCAGAAAAUCAUAAACGGCGAGCAACAAGAAGAACCCGACGACUGGCUCCGAUUCGGCAAUCCCUGGGAGAAGGCGAGACCUGAAUACAUGUUACCGGUCAAUUUCUACGGCCGCGUCAUCGACACGGCAGAAGGAAAGAAAUGGGUGGAUACGCAAGUGGUUUUCGCCUUACCGUACGACAACCCGAUUCCCGGUUACAACAAUAAUGUCGUCAAUACGCUCAGGUUGUGGUCCGCCAAGUCGCCGAUGGAUUUCAACUUGAAGUUCUUCAACGACGGUGAUUACAUCCAAGCGGUCCUCGACAGAAACCUCGCCGAGAACAUCUCCAGGGUUCUCUAUCCCAACGACAAUGUCUUCGAGGGCAAAGAGUUGCGAUUGAAACAAGAGUACUUCCUGUGCGCUGCUACUCUCCAAGAUAUCAUCAGGCGAUACAAGGCGGCAAACUUUGGAACCAGGGAACCGACCAGGACCAACUUUGACUUGAUGCCUAAUAAGGUGGCCAUACAGCUGAACGAUACUCAUCCGUCAUUGGCUAUUCCUGAGCUGAUGAGGGUGCUGGUUGACAUUGAAGGCCUGUCCUGGGAAAACGCCUGGGACGUAACCGUCAGAUGCUGCGCGUACACGAAUCACACCGUCCUCCCCGAAGCCCUGGAACGUUGGCCCGUCUCCAUGUUCGAACGGCUACUGCCGCGCCAUCUAGAGAUCAUCUACCACAUCAACUUCCUGCAUCUACAGGACGUGCAAAAGAGGUGGCCCGGCGACAUGGAUCGAAUGAGGAGGAUGUCUUGCGUUGAGGAGGAUGGAGAAAAGAGGAUCAAUAUGGCGCAUUUGUCCAUCGUCGGCUCGCACGCCGUUAACGGGGUGGCUGCCAUUCAUUCGGAGAUCAUCAAGAAAGAUGUGUUCAAAGACUUCUACGAGAUGAACCCUGAAAAAUUCCAAAACAAAACAAACGGCAUCACUCCUAGAAGAUGGUUGGUGCUGUGUAACCCCAGCCUUAGCGACCUGAUCACCGAGAAAAUUGGAGACGAGUGGACCGUCCAUCUGGAUCAGUUGACCAAACUGAAACAAUGGGCCAAGGAUCCCAAUUUCCAAAGAGCCGUCCAAAAAGUCAAACAGGAAAACAAACUUCGUCUCGCGCAACUGCUAGAAAAAGACUACGGCGUUAAGAUCAACCCCUCCUCGAUGUUCGACAUCCACGUGAAGCGCAUCCACGAGUACAAACGCCAACUGUUGAACUGCCUGCACAUCAUCACCCUGUACAACAGGAUCAAGAAAAACCCCUCCGCGAAAUUCACCGCCAGGACGAUCAUGAUCGGUGGCAAAGCGGCACCUGGUUACUACGUGGCUAAGAAGAUCAUCAAGUUGAUCAACAUGGUCGCGAACGUGGUCAAUAAUGAUCCUAUUGUCGGGGAAAAGUUGAAGGUUAUCUACUUGGAGAAUUACAGGGUGACUUUGGCGGAGAAGAUCAUACCGGCUGCUGAUUUGAGCGAGCAGAUUUCUACUGCCGGCACCGAAGCCUCGGGCACGGGCAACAUGAAAUUCAUGCUGAACGGCGCUCUGACUAUCGGCACUCUAGAUGGCGCCAAUGUCGAGAUGGCCGAAGAGAUGGGCGACGAGAACAUUUUCAUAUUCGGCAUGACCGUAGACGAAGUGGAAGACUUGAAAAGGAAAGGCUACAACGCGAUGGACUACUACAACGCGAAUCCCGAGUUGAAGCAGGUCGUGGAUCAGAUUCAGAACGGGUUCUUCAGUCCGGGGAAUCCGGAUGAGUUCAGGGAUUUGGCUGAUAUACUGUUGAAGUAUGACAGGUUUUAUUUGUUCGCGGAUUACGAGGCGUAUAUCAAGAAACAGGAGGAGGUUAACAGCGUGUAUGAGAACCAAGCAAAAUGGGUGGAGAUGGCCAUCCACAACAUAGCGUCUUCCGGAAAAUUCUCCAGUGACCGUACUAUAAUCGAUUACGGCAAAGACAUCUGGGGUAUCGAACCGAAUUACCAGAAGCUUCCAGAUCCAUCCGUACCCAGGGAGCUGGCUUUGAAAGAAUAGAUUAAUCUCUACAGUUUAUUAUUUUUAAAAAGCUUUAAGUUGUUAUAUUACUCGUAAGGCACGACAAGAAAAAAUAGUAUUUUUAAGAUGCCAUGCUGCCAAUUCAACAAAACGUUUUUAUUUUUAGCAGACGUGAAUUGACUGAAUGUAAUUUGUGAUCAGAAUGAAAAACCUAGUUUAUAUCGUAAUCUCCAAUUUUUAAUUGUUCGGAAAUACUCAGAAAUUAUUUCAAAGCGUAAAAUAAUCUUUAUAGUGACAUAAAUAUAUUUACUGUUAACUUUUCAAG
This is a messenger RNA of Acanthoscelides obtectus, 3252 nucleotides long. The record is from the annotation of a GenBank genome assembly. Lineage: Eukaryota; Metazoa; Arthropoda; Insecta; Coleoptera; Chrysomelidae.